This is a messenger RNA of Vollenhovia emeryi, 1991 nucleotides long. RefSeq names its product BCL2/adenovirus E1B 19 kDa protein-interacting protein 3 (gene BNIP3). Bases 268 to 855 code for a protein of 195 amino acids. NCBI's taxonomy places the organism in Eukaryota, Metazoa, Arthropoda, Insecta, Hymenoptera, Formicidae. The transcript has 6 exons. The record is from RefSeq and is a predicted model, not a curated record. Gene Ontology annotation, cellular component: mitochondrial outer membrane; nucleus; mitochondrial envelope. Gene Ontology annotation, biological process: mitochondrial outer membrane permeabilization; positive regulation of apoptotic process.
CCUCCCGGCAGCAUUUCAUCGCGAGUGUCCGUGGCGGCAAGUUCGCGCGUCGAGCCCAGUGUCGUUAAGCGUCGUCGUUGUUGUCGUCGUCGCCCCUUAUCGCGCGCGCGGUUCCUCUCAACGUGCAUCGCACUCUCCGCGCCUCGCCCCGGCGUCCCUCGCUCUCUCCGUCCGCGAAGUUGCGAAUUCCCCCCCGCCCCCCUCUCCGCCCGCGGCUCCUUUCCUCCCGCGAGUGCCGCACGUACACGACGCGCGUCGCGCACGGCGAUGUCGUCCACGGUGAAGUGCACGUCGGACGAGCAGCUGAGCGAGUCCUGGGUGGAGCUGGUGCCGGACCCGCCGCUGGCGGCCCGGAUAACGCCGACGCCGUUCAGCGUCACCGGCGAACGCGAAUACCUGCGACUUCUCAGGGAAGCACAGAGGGAUUCCACACACUCGUCCGCGAGGCAUUCCCUGGCGUCCUCGCGCCGGGACACCCCGAGGGACAGUCCGAAGAGCCCGCCGAACAGCCCGAACACGGAACUCUCGACCGAAGAUGAACUCAAAGGGGUCUAUAUAAAUUAUGGCUGCAACAAGGAGGGCGAGCUUCUGGAGAAGAACACGGAUUGGAUCUACGAGUGGAGCUCUCGACCGGACCAGGCGCCUCCAAAAGACUGGAAGUUCAAACACCCGUUGGGCAGCAAGAGGAAAACGUACAGCAUCCGCACCGCGAAGGUUGGCAAGAACGGAUUGUUUUCCAAGGAGGUCAUUUACACUCUAUUCUUCACGAAUCUUUUGUCCCUGCUCAUUGGAACCGGUCUAGGCGUUUUGCUCACCAGGCGGGGCUUGAUAAUGUCCCGUGUCGCCAUUGAAUGAAGGGCACGACUCCGGGUGUGUCGGCAUCAGGAUUGUCACGGUUGAAUCUGCGCGGAGAGGAGGGCUAGAGACGCAAGAAAGACUGAACAAGCCGGUGGGCGAUCGAGCCUAAAAAAAAAACAGUUACACGCAGCACAUAAUUCGAUUGUCCCGAUUUAUAAUAUUAGCACUUUGUAUUAUAUAUUAGCACUUUUACUCCCCCCCCCCAACUCUUUACUGUACGAUGUACUUCUCAGAAAUUGCGUAUGCCAGAUAUAAAUAAUACGCAUCAUAUGCUUAGGAAGAGGGAAGGCUAAGAAAGAAGGGCGAAAGAUAGAACGGACAAAAGGAAUUUUAUUCGUAUAUAACGUAGAGUUGUUGAAAGGAACUGGAAAAUGAACGAAACAUGUCCAUUUUAUACCGUUUCUAAUGCGUUUCUAUCUGCAAUAGUUUUUAGGCAUAGCUUGAAUAGUAUUUAUCAGAAACUAAUUAUUGUUAGAACGGAAAGAAAGGAGGUGAAACUGAUAGAAAGAGAAAGAAUGUGUGUGAGAGAGAGAGGGAGAGAAAGAGAGAGUAUUUGUUGUACGGGCGUGUGUCGGUGAGGAAAGACCAGGAUUUAUCGAUGGAAAACGACCAGGAGAUUUAUCGAUAAAAACAAUCCCGAAAACGCUGCACAACUCGUCCUGUUUAUUACGAGUUAUAGGAAUCUUGUUGUAUUGCGAACGAGCGGGUUUUAACGUUGUGAUUCGUUACGGUAAUGAGGAGGAAGUGUAUGUCGCGUCCAGUAAAUUCGAAACAGAAUGCGAUUAAAUUUAUUAUUAAAUAGUAAUAUAAUAUUAAAUUAAUAUUAUAUUAAAUAAUAAGGCGAUGUCAACCCGACUAUUCCAUUUUGAUUAUCGCGCGGCGAUUGUGACGAUCGUCAUCUCGGUGGUGAUUUAAGGGGUAAUGACAGUAGAGUUCCUACGAAGGAAGUACCGAUGCUGAUGCCCACCGUCUCGACGCCGACUACAGGUAGCCGGAAGGAGGGACCACAAGAGCGAGCAGACUUGUUUGCGAACGGCGAGAAUUUUUUUUUUGAGGCGGCGCUUUUGUACGAUGUCUUAAUCUGCGGUUUUGUAAUUUCCUUGUAAUAAAUUCACAUACGAAUUCACACGCAA